Messenger RNA from Alligator mississippiensis (American alligator), 4543 nucleotides. Its product is annotated as olfactory receptor 13H1-like. The transcript has 2 exons. Bases 314 to 1255 code for a protein of 313 amino acids. NCBI's taxonomy places the organism in Eukaryota, Metazoa, Chordata, Crocodylia, Alligatoridae. Gene Ontology annotation, molecular function: olfactory receptor activity; G protein-coupled receptor activity. Gene Ontology annotation, cellular component: membrane. Gene Ontology annotation, biological process: G protein-coupled receptor signaling pathway. The record is from RefSeq and is a predicted model, not a curated record.
GAAAAUGAAUUUCCUUGAGCUAUAGUGUGUGUAAAAAUAGUAAAAGUUUACAUUAAGUGAGCGAAGAGGCUUCUCUAGCCAUGGCAGUUUUCUGCAAUAUCUUAGAACAGCAUGAAUCUUCACAGAUAAUUCAGGCAAUGAAUUUGAUCUUUCAGCUUUCCCUAAAUCAGUUAGCAAAUAACAGAUUUCAUUUUUCAGAUCAGCUGGGCAGAUGCAUCAAUCAGUCAUCCCAUUUACCACCACUGCUUAUGUGAACUGGAUGUGUGAAUUAUUUGCUUAACUGCAUAGCACAAGGUGAAGCACCCAGUAGGCCAUGGGGACAGCCAACGAGACAGUAGUGACGGAGUUCAUCCUGGUGGGACUCUCCAAUCAUCCCCAGGCACAGGUGGCCUUCUUUGCACUUCUCUUGGUGACCUACCUGCUCACUCUGCUGGGGAAUGGCUUAAUCAUAGUGCUCAUCUGGACUGACUCACAGCUCCACACCCCCAUGUACUUCUUCCUCAGCAAUCUCUCCUUCCUUGACCUCUGCUACACAGCUACCUCUGUGCCCCAGGCAUUGGCCAACUGCUUCAAAAAGAGACCCACAAUCACCUUUGCUAACUGCUACACCCAAAUGACAGUCUCGCUCUACCUGGGAGUGACAGAGUGUCUCCUGCUGGCUGUCAUGGCCUAUGACCGCUUUGUGGCCAUCUGCAACCCCCUGCGCUACCCCCUCAUAAUAAGCGGGAAGGUCUGUAUGCAGAUGGCAGUUGGUGUGUGGGCCAGUGCUUUCUUCCUGACAGCGAUCGUCACCUUUGCUUUCCCACUUCAGUUUUGUGGCCCCAACAUCAUCAACCACUUCACCUGUGAAGCUCUGGCCAUAUUGAAGCUGGCCUGCUCUGACACCCACAUCACCCGCAUCGUUAUGUUUGUCAGUUCGGUCUUGACGCUUCUCGUACCCUUCAUCUUCAUCCUGGUGACAUAUGUGCGCAUUGGUAUGGCUGUGCUGCGUAUCCGCUCGGCCCAGGGCAGGAGCAAAGCUGUCUUCACCUGUGGAUCCCACCUGGUUGUGGUCAGUAUAUUUUAUGGCACGGCCAUGUCCAUGUACAUUCGCCCACAGACCAAGUCUGCCUCUGACCAGGACAAGCUGGUUUCUGUCUUCUACAGGGCAGUGACACCCAUGUUGAACCCCCUGAUCUACAGCCUGAGGAACAAGGAUGUGCAUGGGGCCCUGAGGAGAGUGAGUGGUAGGAAAAUGCUCAUUUCAAGUCCAUGACAUUAUCUGAAUGAGCACCUAAGUAGAGUUACAGACAUUAAAAGGGAAAGAGUUUUGCUUUGCUUAGGGAGCUCUUCAAAGCCUGUAGCGCACUGCGCCGUGUAGUAGUGAUUCUUCAGCAGGCAGACACUGGGCCUGCAGGAAGCAGCAGAGCUCAGACACUUUUACUUUGGUCCAGUGAUUCUCAACCAAGGUCCUGUGGCACCCCAAAAUGUCAUGAGACCUUUCCUGGGUGCUACCCUGCCCAGGGCCUGUGCCAGGAGUUAAGCAACCGCUCUCGACCUGCCUGGCACCAGGCACCACAGAGUACUGCAGACAAGUGAUAACCACAGCUGCCUGCCACUCCACAAGAGCCCUCAGGUCAUCCACCACGGCAGUCCCAGAUGCAUUCCCUGCUGCAUGCUCAUGGACAGGCAAACAGAUCAUGGACUCCAGGCUGCACUUCCACCUGGCUUGUCCCCCUGCUCCUCCAGUGAUCCUUGGGCUGGAAGAAGGGGCUGCAGGUACACAUGGCUUGAGUAGCUGGCAUGCAAGUUGCCAGAUGAGCCAAUAUGGCAGUGAGAUUGCCUUUGCCUUCUCAGGAACACAGAUGGGGAGGGGGGUAGGCUGUGGACAAAGCGGGGCACAGAGGGGUCAGGUAUUGCCCCUGCCAUUCUCACCUGGCACCAGUUUGACUCUCUGGGAUGAAAACACCCAGCCAACCAGGUAGUACUUGCACAGUCUAAGGGCUCAUUUUCAUCAACAUACAUCUGGUUCAAGUUAACUGCAUCUUUGAAGCAUGGUGGAAUGCAGGAUUUUACAAUACUUUCCUGCAAGAGAUUCAAGUGUAGUGAGAUGGGGGUCUACCUGGGACUUUGACUCUACCUCAGUUGUUCCCAGAUGGGGCACCACUAAAUUCCAAAAAAUUAUGGCAGGGUGCCUGGGGUUAAAAUGAUGGAGAAUUGCUGCUUUGGCCCCUGAGCUUUGUCUCUUUGUAGCUCAGGUUCCUUUCCCCAGAAACAAGCUAAAUUCCAUGUUUCACAGGCCCAAGGACCUGCUGCUGUGGGGUUAGUCUGGAACUGAUGGGCUCAGAGUCCCAGCAUGUGGGCCACAAGAGACUUCACAGACUGGCCAUUUCGGACUUUGAUUGAUUCCCCCCAAAGAGGCCCAGGAUCAGGUCUGAGCACUGCUCACAUUGCACUUGCACUGAUCUGGAGGCCUGGGGUACAGGACCAAAUCAUAGACAACAAAAAACGUCAGGCAAAAUGCAUCCUAUUGGGCACAGCCAAACACUGACUGGUCACAAGGCAAAGGUGCCAUCUCCACCACAGAAAUUCUUGAACCUUUCCUCUGACCUGUACAUCAGUCACCCAGGCAAGCAGAACUCAAGUCUGAACUGGUUGUGGACUCCUUGGUUAUUUUUAGUGGUUUGUAGGGGCAGCAGCAGAUCCAAACUGAGGGGAUAACAGGGCCAGUUGUGUGUCUCAGCAGCCUCAGGGUCCACGUAGGCCCAAAGACAUGUAACCAGAGCAAUGGAGUUAUCUGAGGAAGAUCCUUGCCUCACUGAUAGGAGGCCCAGAGUCAAGGGGAAAUAUGAAGAAGGCAAGAAGAGUCACAUCUCCCACAAGGUAGGAAUAAACAGAUCAUCCCAGCCAUGUCCUCCCAGAUGCACGGACAUAGGUAACCUCUGCUGCCAUAAAAAGUGAGCCUCUGGAUGACACAGGCUCAUGUGGCUCCGGAGACAUGUCACAGUCCAAUUGCAGACUCCCACUGACUGGGACUUAUGAGGGUGUCUCACCUGUGCCCCACAAGAACAGGAUGAGACUUGGCAGGGCUCUGAAAUCCACUCAGAGCAUGGAUUGUGCCCAUAUGGCCUGGAGCCAAGACAAGUGUGGCAAGGCACAUGACACACUCCCUGUGAAAAUCAGAAAUACAGUCACCUUAUUUUCAAAUGGGCAUGUGACAGGGCACUGUGUGUGCCUGCCACUUUAAGGGCCUGGAGCUGGCAGCCACCAGGUGCCUGACAAGGGCAGCCAUUUUGGAGUCAGGGGCUGUCUAUACAAACAGGGUAGUUCGGCUGCUGGAGGUCAGGCAACAACAUUGCCUGGCCAGAGAGCUGCUGAAAUCAUCUGGAGGUAAGGGAGGAGCUGUAGUGGAUGGUCAGGAGGCUCCUGGUCCUGGGCAUGACCUAAAACUGCACCCUGCCGGGAGUGGGUGGUCUGGUGGGGCUCUCAGUGGUGCAGGAGCCCCCAGAAAAUGCCAGGCCAGUUACUGCCCCGGUGAAAGGUGGGUAACCCCUGUGUUUGUGUGAAGGGUCCAGAGGGCAGACCCCUGGAGAGAUUGAGGGGCUAGAGACCUGACCUGAACAAGAGAGUACUCUUGGCUGGCCCAUGCUGGGGCCAGGACCAGGAUGGUCAAAAGGGCAGGGGCCCACCGUGAGAGAUGCCCAAGAGCUGGGGGCCUGGGGUCCCGACUGUCCUGGAGGUGGGCCAGGGCUGGUAGCCAGAGGUCCCGGGGGGAACACACCUGAGAGGGGAGAAUAGUUUUGUGGGGUCUAGGUAGCCUGAAUGAAAGUGGAGAGGCUGCCUGAGCAGAGGGAUCAUGGAGGGGUCCUGUUAGGACGAUUCUGGGGCCCAGUGUGGGGGCCGGUGAUUAUGUGAACAUCAAGAUGCCAUCUGCAAGGCUUGGGCUGCGGUAUAGGGGAGGAAAGGAGCUGCAGAGAGCGCCCCCUGGCAUCGGGGCACCAAAAUGGGCAGCCUCCUGCUUAAUUGACAUCAAUUAACAUCAAGGUGUGGCGGGCGAGAAGGCGGGUGGUUGGCCCAAGAACAGGUGGGCGGGCCAUGGAGAUGGGCCCAAGUAGGCCCCCUGUUACAGGGCACGUCUACAUGAGGUGCUUACUGUGUAUUGGCAUAAAAACACUGUGUGCUAGUGUAUCACGGAGAAAAUCAUGCUAAUAGCCUACUGGGCAGUAUUAUUCAGCUAAUGCACAGUAAGCAUCAUUAAAUAACCGUGUGCCAGUGCUAAUACAACGUAAAUCUAGGUACUGCAUACUUAGUUAGUACUUUAUUAAGCAAGUACUAAAGUAAAUGCACAGUAUCUAAGGUACAUUAAUGAACAUGUAGACGCACCCAAUGAGUGCAAAAAGCAAGAAAGGAAGGAAGGGGCUGAAAAGCCUUCAGUCUGCAUGUCACCCUCCUCCUUCAGCCUCAGUCUCUCCAGUUGGAUAGUUGAGAAUUUGUUUGUAUUGUUUCAGGCAGCUGAAUAGGCAUUGAAGCUAGUGCUUAUUCCUGUGAUUUGUGGUAUAAUCAA